Molecule: messenger RNA, 1313 nt
Organism: Trichoderma harzianum CBS 226.95
Lineage: Eukaryota; Fungi; Ascomycota; Sordariomycetes; Hypocreales; Hypocreaceae
Exons: 1
Coding region: 35-1126 (363 amino acids)
Source: RefSeq, a predicted model, not a curated record
UAAUUUCUCCAAUAAGCCAUUCUUAUUAUCAACAAUGCAACCGACAGAGCGACUAAUCCUUGGCCCUAAGUCCAGAGUCUCGUUGCUUGGUUCACAAGCUCAGGAUAGAGAAAUUCCCACUAGUCUACCAAUCACAAAUGUCCGUACACAUCCUCGCGUUUCAGACGGUAAGGAAGAUGCCAGUAUCUUCUUUAUUGGAACCGCUACAACUGUCCUGGAAUGGGGCGGUUUUCGCAUUUUGACAGAUCCGAACUUUUUGCAUGCGGGAGACCAUGUUCAUUUAGGGCCUGGUGUUACUUCCCGGCGCAAGACCAAUCCUGCUGUUGACCUCGACAAAUUGCCUCAAAUGGACUGCAUUCUGUUGUCUCACUACCAUGAAGAUCAUUUUGAUCAGCUGGUUGAGGACUCACUCAAUCGGGACUUUCCGAUUAUUACGACUCCUCAUGCCAAAGCAUGUUUGACAUCCAAGUCUAUCCCUGAGCCUUUCAGGGCUAUUCACGACCUGGACGUUUUCGAGAGUAUACUACUGGAAGACCCAACAAGCAUACAUACCGACCCAACAAAUGGUAACUCAACCACAUCUGUGAUUAGAGUGACCGGUAUGCCCGGAAAACAUAUCCCCCCGGGCCCUCUGUCUGUCAUCAAUGAUAUACUGAGUGCUGUACCACCCACAAAUGGAUGGCUCCUGGAGUUGGGAUGGAUCACUACUAAUUGUGAUCACCACUUCGACCAGAAUACUGAUGAGGAACUCAAGACGGGUUACCGCAUAUACAUUUCAGGAGAUACUCUUUUCGUCGAUGAGUUGAAAGAGAUACCAGAGCGACUCAAUGGCAAGAGAAUUGAUCUUAUGCUAGUUCAUCUGGGAGGCACAACUAUUCCGGGGCCCUCUGCGCCAUUGGUCAUGGUCACUAUGGAUGCCAAACAAGGAAUCCAGAUGAUCCAUCUUAUUGACCCAGAUAUUACGAUACCAAUUCAUUUUGAUGAUUAUGACAUUUUCCUGUCACCACUGUCAGAUUUCAAGAAUGAAGUCGAACAGGAAGGCCUGCGAGAGCGUGUUGUGUAUCUUGAGAGAGGGGAUCAGUAUCGUUUUACUGUGCAAGAUUCUUUUCAUGAUGGUGAUCAGUAACUCUGACCAGCUCGCAAACACAGAAGGUACAAUAUUAAAAUAAAUGCUACCAUUGUAUUGAAGAUGCAACUAAUUUCGGACUAUUGUUCUUGGAUAUGGUAUCAUCUCCAAUCACGAGCACAGUUCUGCAUUUAUAUUUAUCUAUGAUGUUGUUUGUGAUGGCAUAUAACUAGUAAAUAUAAUGAGG